UCUUUCUCCGCCUAAACAAACACCCGGCUCCACACAGAGCUGCUGCGGGUAGCGUUAGCUUGGUGUCUGGUUACAUCAGCUGAGGAGCUGAAGCGCUUUACAGCAGGACCUUUAUUUCAGUUCAUUUCGAGUCGGGUCAUUUUGCCGAAAUCAAAGACGAGCGAGAUGGUUGUGCUUAAUAAUGACAGCAACAUCGAAGAGCACGGUGUAACCUUGAUAGAAGAGCGCUGUUCCUCCUUGCCCAGCUCACCUGCCAAACGUGUCUCUCCAGCCAAAAAGAAGCAGUUCUUUAUAAGCCAGGCCAUUCGCAACUCUGACCUCACACCUAAAGCCAAGGGUAAAAAAAGCCAAAGGAGGCAAGAAAACACUCGCUACCUGGCAAAUCUUCUGGAGCAAGAUGAGUGCUCCAAGGAUGAGGUUGAAACAGUAGAGACAGCCUCACCCACUAUCUUCACAGAAGCUUGCACCAAUGGCAACUAUGUGGAGUAUUGGAGUGACUUCAUGAACCGUUCAGGAGAGGAGCAGGACAAGCUGCUGGCUCUGCUGGAGGAAGAGGCAAGAAAGAGCAGCUCUGCCAAACCUGCCAAAGAUCAAAGAGAAUUAAACCCUGCCUAUACUGCUCAGGAAUGCUUCCAGCGAAUUGAUAGGAGGUUGCGGGCGACGUUGAAACGAAAACAUAUUCCGAUGGCAACACUGGAGCUUCUGGAGACAAACCUCCUGACCUUCUUUGGAGCUGAACCACACUCUAUUUACAUCACCAAACUUGGCAGCAGUUUUGAGCGGCUGUUGCUUCAUGCUAUCUGCCAGUAUAUGGACCUCGUCUCAGUCAGCUCUGACUGUAAUGGAGCUCGUCAGACAAAGGUCACAAACAAACAUGAGGAGUUCCUCCCUCCAUGUCCGCUGCUGUCAGCCUACCUGGAACAGAUGAGCUAAGAGCACUGCCACAUGAACUGGCCAGUAUGAAUUGUGAAAGCAGCUUUAAAUAAACAGGCUUGUAAGCCUGGUGUCUGCCAAUUAUGUUAGAAAGGUUUUGUUUAGAAGAGUGGGCCACCAUGUUCUUGAAUAGACUCCUGCACUAGCUACCUUAAAGGUCAGUUGCUGGAACUUUUUUCUGUGGAAUUAAUGUUUGUACUGGAAUAAUUUACUUCAAUUUUUAAGUGACUCAGUGUAAUUUACUUUUGAUAAAGCACAACCUCUGUACGGUCCAUGUUCAUAUUCCUGCCAGGCCUGGCAGGUGUACUGUUUUGUAGCUAAGGGCUUUUUUAGGUGCUAUCAGUGAGUUUGACCUUUGCCACAUCUAUGCUACUAAAUAGCCUAACAUACCUAAAUAAUUUGAAUUUUCAGGUACCACUGAAAGUGCUACUAAACUUGCUGUAUACAUUCUUUACCACGAUUUUUGAUUUUGCAAUAUGACUUAUCUGUCAUAUGUGGUAUACAUGUAGUUAUGUACUUGCUUGGAACUAAAAAUCUGUUUAGAAGCGGCAACAGUAGUUUAUGUGGUUCUGAUAGCACCUUUUAAGUGACUCUAUUCAAAACAGUGACAUAUCUUGUUGAUUUUCAUGUAAUCAAAUAUUUACCCACCACAGCCUUUGCUGCUUUCUCAAAACCACAGCAUUAAUACUGAUAGAAACUUUAAGAUCCAGGAAGAUUUUAUCAGUUAAUGGUAAAGAUCUAAACUAUAAGUGGAGUUUUCAAAGUGGUAGGUUUACAAAAACAACAACUAAGGAAUUAAAAAUAUAUACAUUAUAUAUAUAAUACAAAAUAUCAGUAGCACUUGAAUUGCUAGUUGCAUGUCCUAUCACUUUUCCUAAAACAAUGUCAGUUUUCAGUACUAGACACUUUUAUCUAAAUUAUGCUACCAAAUAUGUGCUUUUUGUGAUCUUAUAAGUAUGCUUAAUUCUCUUGGCAAAGACUUGCAUGAUGGUAACGGUAGUGAUUCUUCUGUUGUCAGGAAAUCUGCCAUGUGUGGUGCUCUAUCUUUGUGUAUUUUGAUUUUUUAAUGGAAUUAAGUUAAUUUAAAAAACACAGCUGUAAUAGAACUAAAAAAACUGUUUACACUGCAGAAACUGAGAAUCUUUCUAAUGUUUAACCUAUUAAUGAUGGCAGAUCGGCUUUAAUUAGGUCUCACAUGUUUGCUUGCUGUACAAGGUUAUGCUUUAAACUAUGGUAGACAUUUUAAAGCGGUUUGGGUUAAUCAGACCUUUCUUCCUGUGCAAACACACUGACUAAAACUGGUGAGUAAUAAAUGACUUGAACCACGUGUGUUUGAGCAGGGAAAUAAUCAACUGCCGGACACCAGCCUAUUAGGGCUAUAAUUGAAAACUAUUUUAAAGAAAUUGUUUUUAUUGGAAAAGACGUUUGGUGUCUAAGGUUUUGCGGUGGAAUUACAAGGCUAUUCAUCUGUCAUCUUUCCAUCAUCCAUAGAGCUGUUCUUGGGAAGGUUUGUGAUGGUUCUAUUGCCUAUCCAGAAUCUCUAUUACUUUUUAGCCACAUUAUUAUUAGCCUUAUCGUCGUAGCUCCAGUGCAAAACAACAAAAAAAAACGUGUCUUUGCGAAUCGACUACAUUUAAAGUAAAGAGAAAAUUGUUAUCUAAAUGCCCCCUUUCACAAUUCUGUUGUGACAGCCCACCCACUUCCAACUUGCACUCACAACUAUGCCUUACACAUGCAUGCCAAUGUGUCAGAAAUGUGCUCUUUCAUAAUAACACCUUUAUAAAUCAAUGCUUGAUUUGGUUUACACCCUGAGCACGUUUUGUGACAUUUUAUACUUGGAAAAGGCUGGAAACCCUUAACCAGCUGGUGUGUUGGUGUUGCAAACCAAAGUGCAAGUGCGCAAAGUAUAUGUGUGUGUGGUUACUUAUUUUCUCAGGCAUCAGCCCUUAUGAAUGUGUAUUUUUACUCUCACAAACCACAUUUUUACUCACCAAGGCUCAGAGUCCCACAAUUAGCUGUAGAUGUGAUUGCUGGGCUCUGUAUGAUGUUUAUAUGUGUCUGCCACUAGACGGCUGCUAGAAUAUAUUGGUAGUUCAUUGCAGAGAUGUUUAGCAUCAUGUCACACAGCCUAGGAUGAUAAUAUGUCUUUUUACGUGUAGGUCAAAACAUGACAAUAUGACUUGUCAAGUUGUAUUCAGAAUCAGUUUGUAUGAACUUGUGUAAUAGGGAUGAAAGCCAUGUGUGAUCCUGUUAUGUCUGUAUGUAAACAUUGGAAUAAAUACUUAGCAAGCAGGUA
Astyanax mexicanus (Mexican tetra) is the source of this 3229-nucleotide messenger RNA. It is a transcript of the gene r3hdm4, whose product is annotated as R3H domain containing 4. Lineage: Eukaryota; Metazoa; Chordata; Actinopteri; Characiformes; Acestrorhamphidae. The record is from RefSeq and is a predicted model, not a curated record. The transcript is spliced from 8 exons. The coding region runs from base 166 to 933 and encodes 255 amino acids. Gene Ontology annotation, molecular function: nucleic acid binding.